AAUAAAAAAUAUGCAUUUUCACAUUGUUAUGAUUAGUUCUCUCUUACUUUGAACUUUUUAUCUUGAAAGAGGAAACAUAAUUUAAAGAAAAAAGUGACAAACGAAUAACAGCAGAACUGAUGUAUUACUUUCUCUAAAUAUUAUACCUUCUAAUAGUCAUUUCUUCUUACAUCGGGUUAAACUUAUAUCAGAAAUAAGUACUUGAAUUUUUUUUUUUUUUUUAAAAAGCAUGGAGAUGUGUGUGAGAGUUGGGGGUUACUUUAAAAAUAUUUAGAUCAACCAUAAUAUUUAAUGUCCUAAGAAUCAGAAAAUUAAGAACAUUAUAAUUGUUGUCGUUAGAAGGCCGGAAGUAUAGGGAGUAGUAAAUAUUUUUCCUUCAAAAAGGUCUUUUGGUCACACUAUUUUGGCCACAAUGGCCCAAAUGGAUUAAAUUCAUAUGAUUAUUUAGGUCAAAUUUAAUAAUUUAUGUUUACUUAAUGUCAUUUCUAUCUUUUCUUCUCAAAUUUUAUCUUAAUUUAAAAUUAUACAAUAAAGGUUAUGGUAAUUUUUACAUAAAUGUGGUCAAAUUUGAAUCAAAUUCGUGUGGCCAUUUAGCAACUCUCUUUUUCCUUAUCCCUCAAGAAUCCCUUUUCAUAUACCAAAAAGAACAAGGAAAUAAAAUAAAACCAAGGCCUAUAAAUACUCCUCCGUAUUCCCUCUCUCAACACACACGGCCUUUUGGGUUUCUCUAGGGUUUUUAUUUCCUCUUAAUCUCUUCCAAAUUUAUCAUCAAUCCAAUGGAGUCAUCAUCAUUAGUAACAGAGCAGAAAAAGAUGUUGAUAUUGAAAUCCUCCGACGGCGAAUAUUUUGAAUUGGAAGAAUCCAUCGCCGUUCAAUGUGGAACCAUCAAAAACUUGGUGGAGGACGAUUUCAGCCAUAUCCCGCUCCCAAACGUUGAUGCCAAAACCCUAAGAAAAAUUAUCGAAUACAUGAAGAAGCACGCUCAGAAGAAUGAUUCGAACGAAGAAGAAAUCAAAGAUUUCGACGAGAAAUUCGUGCAAGGUACCUUCAACGACGUGUAUGAACUUUUACAUGCAGCAAAUUACCUUCACAAUAGUGGUUUGAUGGAUCUCUUGUGCCAGUCGAUUGCCGAUAGAAUUAAGGACAAGUCGGUAAAAGCUGUUCGGGAGAUAUUCAAUGUCACUAAUGAUUACACACCAGAGGAAGAAGCAAAGGUUCGUAUGGAACAUCUGUGGGCGCAUGAAGGAGGAGAAAUUGAUGAAUCUCUUGAUUAGAUAAAUUUCUGUUUUUAGUUUUUCUCUUUGGUCUUUAGUUUUUAUUAGUUUCUGGAUUCUUAUUAAUUAUUUGGUGUUCAAUUUUAGAGAUUGAUAUAUUAAAAUUCUAAUUUAUAUACAAUCAGUUUCAAUCUAAUUGUGUGAUUGAAAAUAAAAAGGUGGUACUACCCAUUAAAAUAAAAUAACCUUAAAGAUAUCAGAAUUUGAUGAAGAGAAAGGAGAAUUAUGAGGUGUUACACUACUAAAAAAACUAGCAAAAACCGACAGAAAAAAAAAAAAACC
This is a messenger RNA of Lycium barbarum (goji berry), 1556 nucleotides long. Its product is annotated as SKP1-like protein 11. The record is from RefSeq and is a predicted model, not a curated record. Gene Ontology annotation, cellular component: nucleus; cytoplasm. Lineage: Eukaryota; Viridiplantae; Streptophyta; Magnoliopsida; Solanales; Solanaceae. Gene Ontology annotation, molecular function: cullin family protein binding. Bases 777 to 1274 code for a protein of 165 amino acids. The transcript has a single exon. Gene Ontology annotation, biological process: SCF-dependent proteasomal ubiquitin-dependent protein catabolic process.